This is a messenger RNA of Cyprinodon tularosa, 2127 nucleotides long. RefSeq names its product platelet glycoprotein Ib alpha chain. Gene Ontology annotation, cellular component: plasma membrane. Lineage: Eukaryota; Metazoa; Chordata; Actinopteri; Cyprinodontiformes; Cyprinodontidae. The record is from RefSeq and is a predicted model, not a curated record. Gene Ontology annotation, molecular function: protein binding. The coding region runs from base 1 to 2127 and encodes 708 amino acids. The transcript has 7 exons.
AUGGUAACUGAGAUAACUGUUGAGUACAAAUGGAACACAAACUUAACCGGACAGUUCCAGACCCAACCAAACCACGCUGAACUGACUCACAGACAUCUGCUCUUCAUGAGGAUCUCCUUCAGCAUGAGGCUCUCCUUCCUCCUCUUCCUCCUCCUCCAUGGAGCCGUGGCCUCAGUGCCUGGUUGUCAUAGCGACGGGGAUAAGGACCAACGGGCCAGGGAGAACUGCACAGGAGCCGGAUUCAGUGACAUCCCAGCAGGACUGGAACACACGACCCAGGUUCUACUGUUUCCACACAACCUGUUCUCCUCUCUGUCCUGGACCUCCUUCCAGAUCUUUACAGAGCUCUAUGAGAUCGACCUAACAGCCAACAAGGUUCCAGAGGUGACCCCCAGUUCUGGUCCUAUCCUGCGGGAUCUGAGUGUGCUGCGGCUGGGCUCCAACCGCCUGACGUUCCUCUCAGAUGGCUCCUUCACAGCCUGUCCUUCUCUGACUGAACUUUACCUGGAAAACAACUCCAUUGCAUCUCUGACCGACCAGACCUUCUCCGGGCUCAGUAAGCUGGAGAUUCUUGACCUGACCGGCAAUCAGAUCUCCAGACUGCCUGAUCUCAUGCUUCACCCUCUGCCAGCCAUAGAAACUCUGUACUUGGAGCAAAACAAGAUCAAGGUGAUGCCUGAUAAUUGGUUCAGCCCUAGAGAGGAUGUUCCAUACCUCUACCUCUCAGAAAAUCCCUGGGUCUGCUCCUGUUCCCUCGGUUACUUACGCAGAUAUCUGGAUGACUAUGAGCUCAACUUCUACGUCCGAGAUGGUCCGAUCAUUAAGGUGGAUCCAGAGAGCCUGGUGUGCGAUUCUCCACAGGAACACCAGGGGAAACCUGUGUUGUCUCUAGAAGAAUCAGAUCUAUGCCCAACUAUAGAUGAACUGGAAUCACCAGGAGACUUCUACGUUCCAAUAAACGCAGCACCAAAUAAUCCUUCUACCCCAGAACCUACAACUUAUCUCCCUCCAGUGGUUUCUUCCACUAAUGAUCCCACAACCUCUGAAUACAUGACUACUUGGUUUCCAGAGUUGUCUGCAGACUACACCAGGGUGGUGACAUGGUCCUGGUAUCAAACCUUCACCAGUCUCCUUGAAUGGUCGUAUCAUUCCGGGUCUGAAAUAAGAAAGGAAACUUUGUUUGUCAGGUCGGUCGCUCAGACCACAGAUUUGAUUCCUAAGACUUCCAGAUCUUCAACAUCAGCGUUUAUAUCAACCACAGAUAUUCCUUCAGCCAUUCUAUCAACAACUGUCCAGACUGUCCCAACGGAUCCAACAACUGAGACAAUUACGGAAUGGAUUCCCACUCUGGUUUCAUUCCCCUCUCCCGUCAUCUGGCGGAAAUUUAAAGUAAAUUCUGCAGGAGGUGGAGGGGUGUUCUGUAUCUGGCUGUUUGCAGGAUGUCUGCUGCUUUGCGUGGCCUCAGCAACGUGCAUCCUGGUGACUGUGAUGAAUAUGCUCAUCUGGUACAAAAAGGUCUACAAGCCGCUGAGCCUCGCAUUACAAAGGAGGGUGAGAAGCAGGGAAGGUGUAGCUCUGUUAAGCAAUGCAGUGCCGGUAGAUAAAGGAGUGGUGGUGCACUAUCAAUCUUUGCUAUUUGUCCACAGAGAGGGGGGAGACAUAGUUGAGGGGGACAGGAGAAACCAAGGACAGAUUAUCACUAUAAACUUGACAGCAGGAGAAGAGACAGGAGAUGGAAAGGGGGCCGAUGGCAGAGGAGUGUACAGGAAGACAAUGUACCGCCUGUUGAGCAGAGAGGAGGAGAUAGACGGGUGGAGGGAAGUUGUGGAAGAAUGUCAGGUGUCUGCAGAAGAUGGAGGCAAAAAAACAGGAAUCAGGAUGGAGAGGGAGCCGAAAGGAGAUGCAGGAGGAGUCUCCAAAAAACGGUACAGCGUUAUCCUGCGAGAGGAAAGGGAGGAGGCGGAGGGAGGGCGGGAGGAGCUAGACUGGGUGGUUGGUGGCUGGGAGGUGAAACGAGGAGCAGAGGAGGUUCCAAGGAGCAGCUGGGGGGAGUGGCUGGCAGAAUAUUUACCCAGCAUGCCAUGGGGCCUAACUGCCCCUUCUGAGGAGGAGGCAGCAGCUAAGUGA